CUAUCCCCCUUCAUUCUUUCGGUGGGUCCCAUAAAUCGCCAACGGAGUCUCUCUUUCCUAGCUCAAGUUCCCCUGGACAUUCCCCCAUCGGUCCCGAGACUCCGAGACUCCAACCAACCGGUUCGAAGAAGAGAAAACUGCGAGCCAGGCAAGCAAGCGGAUCCUAUUCUACUUGUAGAUCUCUCUCCAACCCUUCUUGAUCGCAGGGAAUUGGGGUCUGCCUAUUCGUAGAUCUCUCCAACCCUUCUUGAUCGCUGGGGAUGGAGUUCUGCGCCGCUGAUCUGGAUUGGCUCUAGGGGAAUUCGAGCCCUCGGAUACAUCGAUCCGCAGCCGCCAUGGGCAUCCUCUUCACCCGGAUGCUCUCUUCCCUCUUUGGCAACCGGGAGGCUCGGAUCCUCGUUCUUGGCCUUGACAAUGCCGGGAAAACCACCAUCCUCUAUCGGCUGCAGAUGGGGGAAGUAGUUUCCACGAUCCCAACGAUCGGAUUCAAUGUGGAAACGGUGCAAUACAACAAUAUUAAGCUCCAAGUUUGGGAUCUAGGUGGGCAGACAAGUAUCAGGCCCUAUUGGAGAUGCUACUUUCCAAACACUCAAGCCAUUAUAUAUGUUGUUGAUUCAAGUGACACUGAUAGACUGGUGACAGCUAAGGACGAAUUUCAUGCUAUCCUAGAGGAGGAAGAGCUAAAAGGUGCAGUUGUCCUCGUAUAUGCAAACAAGCAGGAACAUGACGAGACAGCUUGGAUGCCCCACUUCCUGUCAAAACAUGAGACCUUGGUUGGUAUGACAGUCAAAGAUCUACCAGGUGCACUUGAUGAUGCUGCAAUAACUGAAGCCUUGGAACUUCAUAAGAUAAAAAACCGUCAGUGGUCCAUCUUUAAAACUUCAGCUAUAAAAGGAGAAGGGCUAUUUGAGGGCUUAGAUUGGCUCAGUAACACUCUCAAGUCCGGAGGUUAAUUUGUGGUACAAGGGUGUACAUUUCUCUCAGACCUAAAAGUGGAGCUGGACACAGAGCUAUAAAUCUUGUGAAAGGACGCAAGAAGAUGAUCUUGGUUUUUUCAUGCCACGAUGGUAAAUCUUGCUGAGAUGUCUUAUAACCAGUGUUUUUUUCUCACACAUGUUUGCUUGUAAAAUGUUGGUUGAGUUGGAAUAUAUGUCAUUUGGACGCUAGGAACUUUCAGCAGCAGUAGAAUUGGAGCAAAUAAUGUUUGAGGGUAUAAAAUUUUUUACAGGAUUGCCAUUGAUCACACAUUAUUAAUGUUCUACUUAUCUAUCGCUUAGACAACUGAUGGUGAUUCCGUAUCUUA
Molecule: messenger RNA, 1303 nt
Organism: Elaeis guineensis (African oil palm)
Lineage: Eukaryota; Viridiplantae; Streptophyta; Magnoliopsida; Arecales; Arecaceae
Product: ADP-ribosylation factor 1
Molecular function (GO): GTPase activity; GTP binding
Source: RefSeq, a predicted model, not a curated record